This is a messenger RNA of Arctia plantaginis, 3267 nucleotides long. The record is from the annotation of a GenBank genome assembly. NCBI's taxonomy places the organism in Eukaryota, Metazoa, Arthropoda, Insecta, Lepidoptera, Erebidae.
AUGACUCUGUCAAAUAGUCGUCAGCAAUUCCUCCCGUAUGAAUCUCAAACACCAGAAGACCUAGGUUACGGAAGAAAGGGAGGGGUAUUCGUUUCCUACUGCAUUUGUACAAGCUUUAUAAUUUUCGCAAUCAUCAUAGCAGUUAUAGUUGGCGUAAUGGUACACUUUAUCACUUACUUCAAGCUAUCACAAAAAACUGUAGACUUUUGGGAUGAAACUGAACCGUUUGGACAGACAGGAGGCCCAUCGCCAGACCUUCGACUGCCUUCACAUAUUGUGCCAAGUUAUUAUAGAUUAAAGCUAAAAACAGAUCUAGAAAAUGCAACGUUUUCUGGUGAUGUAUUUAUUACUAUACGGGCCAGUAGACAAGCCCGAGAAAUAAUAUUGCAUGCAAAAAAUCUCAGUAUUAAUAGCAACGCUAAGCUCACAGAACAAAUAUAUGAAAAAGUUGAGACUUUACGCACAAAGGUGAAACGAGACAUUGCUGAUGCUAACGUCACAAUAUCAGAAAAUGUUACAACUGAAGCACCAACAACAACUCUGUCUAAUGAGACAAAUAGUACCAUCACAGAAGUUCCCAAUAUAGACAACACAACGGACACUAAUGUGACACAAGUCCCCACAACUACAACAUCACAACCACCACCAAAACCUAUAGAUACCGAAAUAACACAUAGUGCUGUGCGUACCAUCAAAAUACUCUCUAUAAUAGAAGGAACCGGUGACCGGAUAAUAAUCAUGUUGGAGUCUCCUAUGAAGAGUAAUGUUGACUACAUUCUGCAGCUGUCUUUUGAGGGUGUAAUCUCUAACUCCUUGACUGGUUUCUAUAAGAGCACUUAUAAAAAUACUCAAGGAGAAGUCAAGAACCUAGGGGUCACUCAGUUCGAGCCGACGUCGGCGCGGUCAGCGUUUCCUUGUUUUGACGAACCGGCGUUCAAGGCCAAGUUCGAGAUUAGUAUUGCUCACCUCCAGAACCUCACCGCACUUUCUAACAUGAAGGUUGUGGCGCAGGAGCCCAUCCCCGAAUCAGCAGGCUGGCAAUGGACCCACUUCGAUCGCUCCGUCAGCAUGUCUACUUACCUUGUCGCUUACGUAAUAUCAGACUUCAAAUUCUUGGAAACUAGCUACACGAGCAAAGCCAACGUCACGAUACCAGUUAAGGUGUGGACCAGACCAGAGCUCAUCUCCAAGGCCAAUUAUGCUUUGAACAUCACUCCGAAGCUGCUGACUUACUACGAAGAAGUUUUUGGACUACCCUAUGAAUUGGAUAAAAUGGAUCUUAUUGCUAUUCCUGAUUUCUCUAGUGGUGCUAUGGAAAAUUGGGGUCUGGUUACUUUUCGAGAGACGACGCUGCUGUUCGACGAGGCGGAGAGCGUCCCGCGCGACAAACAGAACGUGGCCAUCGACGUGGCGCACGAGCUCGCGCACCAGUGGUUCGGCAACCUCGUCACCAUGCGCUGGUGGACCGACCUCUGGCUCAACGAGGGCUUCGCCACCUACAUCGAGUACGUCGGCGUCGAUCGUAUCGCUCCAGAAUGGGACAUGUUCGAAUCUUUCUCCCGUGACAAAAUGGACUUGCUGCGUUCAGAUGCUUUAAAGAACACAUCUCCAGUUUCGCGGCAGGUGCUCGACGCCUCGGAGAUAUCACAGAAGUUCGACGAAAUAUCUUACACCAAAGGCGCCAAUUUGAUCAGGAUGUUGAACCAUACCAUCAGUGAGGAGAUGUUCCACAAGGGACUGGUCAUUUAUUUGAAUGAUUGGAAGUACUUAAAUGCCGAAGAGACAGACUUAUGGGAGUCCAUGUCAAAAGCGACAAAAUCAGAUCCGGCUCUCAAAGACCUGUCGGUGGUGGACUUUAUGAAGACCUGGACGAAGCAGGCCGGCUACCCUGUUGUUAACGUCAACAGGAAUUAUGAAAAUGGAAAUAUUGAAUUUGAACAGCGCCUGUUUACGACGGCUACGGAGCCGUACCAGAAGAUGGUGGACCAGCUGUGGCACAUCCCGCUGAGCUACGCCGUGGUGGACGCGCCGGGGCCCUGGAGCAGCGCGCCCCAGGCCUGGCUGCGCUCGCGCCUCGCCGUCAUCAACGUCAACAUCACCGCCACACAAGCCUUCUACGUCAACGUUGGCGCUAUCGGCUACUAUCGCGUGAACUACGACCAAACGAACUGGCGGCUCCUGAGCGAAGCACUCCAGUCCGGCCAUAUUAAGUCUCCCAUCACCAAGUCGCAGCUCAUCGACGACGCCUUCAACCUCGCCAAGGUGGGGCAGCUCAACUACAGCUACGCCCUGGGCCUCACCACCUGCGUCAGGAAUGGGGAGAACUCUAAGAUGGUGUGGGACCAGCUGCUCAACAACAUGGCCUUCCUCAAGCACAACUUGAAGCCUACUUCCGGAUAUUUAUAUUUCCAGGACUACAUGAAAAUAAUCUUAGCUAAACAACUAGAGAUCGUGAACUACGGUCUGGACAAGCCCAAAGACGACAACGACGCCUUCCUCAUCGAGAACUUGGUGAUGUGGGAGUGUUACGUGGAGUCGCCCAGGUGUCUCAAGUGGGCCAGGGAACAGUUCGACAACUGGACACAGCAAGCCGAUGUUAAUAAUAACCCAAUCCCGAGUUAUCUCCGUCCUCUAGUAUACAACAUGGCAUUAAGACACGGCGGUCGUGCUGAGUUUGAUUUCCUAUGGAAGGUGUUCAUGAAUUCCACGGACCCCACCGUCAAGAGCCUGAUCAUCAAUAACCUGCCCAGUGUUAGAGAUGAAUCUCUUAUACAAAUGUUGCUGGAGAAGAGCAUCUCUGAGAUCCCGAAGCAGUACGCGGUGGCGGCCUGGAGCGUCGAGGGGCCGCUCGGCACGCGCGUGGCGCAGGACUUCCUCCUCAAGCACUUCGACCUGCUCCACGCCACCUUCAGCGACAUGGACGCCUUCAUGUUCCCCGCCGUCGUCAGCGGCGCCUUCGGCCUCAUCACCACCGACGACGAGCUCGCCAAGUUAAAAUCCUUCGCUCUUAAACACAAACAAAAAUUACUACCAAUGUCCCAAGUACUACAGAAGCUGGUGGACACGGCGACCUUCAGAAUCGCCUGGAUCAAGAAACACGCGCCCGGCAUCACCAGGUGGUUCCAGGACUUUGUCAACGAAAAUUCGAACACAACAGUGUCCCCGCCACGUGCUACCGUGACGUCAUCGCCUUCUAACUACCAAUGUAUAAUGUUUUUUGCUGCCAUUCUGAUGUAUUGGAUACUAAUAAAGCCUGAGUCAUCAUAA